AACAAUAAAAUUUUCCCUCUUGCUCCUUCUACCUUCUCAAUUAGUUAGCACAAUCCCAAACCAGAAUCUUCCAAUUUCUCAAGUGUGAGACUGUCACUAACAGAGGUUUGUUUGUUGACUUCACCAACCAAGUUUCUCUUCUCAGAUCCAACUGCAACUGACUCGGCCGAGUCACUCACUGAGUUGGAGCGGAGGGGACUCGGGCAAUGCCAUCGCGAUAGCAACCCUGCGAUUUCCCGAAUGCAGAGCGCGUCAUCUUCAUCAUCGUCGCAGGCGUCGCCGGAGGCCAUUGUGGAAUGGCUGAAGAAGGAGAUGGGUUACCGGCCGCUCCCUCAGCACGCCGCCGCCGGCAAGUCGCACACGCCGUCGGUGGAGUCGAUCCGGAAGAUUUGCCGGGGGAACAUGAUCCCGGUCUGGAACUUUCUCGUCACGCGCGCCAAGUCCGAGAAGACGGUGCGGAACAUCCGCCGGAAUAUUACUGUCCACGGCGACGGGGGGAGGAAGAAGGAGAAGGUGAUGGCCGGGGAGGGCUCGGAGACGAGGGAGGCCGCGGUGCAGGAGAGGGAUUUGGCGGCGAAGGAGGUCGAGAGGUUGAGGAACGCCGUGAGGAGGCAGCGGAAGGAUUUGAGGGCGAGGAUGCUUGAGGUUUCGAGAGAGGAGGCUGAGAGGAAGAGGAUGCUUGAUGAACGAGCCAAUUACAGGCAUAAACAAGUGGUGUUGGAGGCUUAUGAUCGACAGUGUGAUGAAGCUGCAAAAAUAUUUGCUGAAUAUCAUAAGCGGCUCUGUUACUAUACAAAUCAAGCGAGGGAUGCUCAAAGAUCGGGUGUGGAUUCUUCCGUUGAAAUGGUGAAUAGUUUUAGUGCCAAAAGUGAGCAGGAAGCUGUUUAUUCUACUGUUAAAAGCAGUAAAUCUGCAGAUGAUGUCAUUCUCAUUGAAACCACAAGGGACAAGAAUAUUAGAAAGGCUUGUGAAUCUCUUGUAGCUUACAUGGUUGAUAAAAUACGCAGUUCUUUUCCUGCUUAUGAGGGAAGUGGCAUUCAUUCAAAUCCUCAGGCAGAAGCAGCGAAGUUGGGGUUUGAUUUUGAUGGGCAAAUUCCUGAUGAGGUUAGAACUGUUCUUGUAAAUUGCCUAAAGAGUCCUCCCCAAUUGCUACAGGCAAUUACUGCAUACACUUCUCGCCUGAAAAGUCUAAUUUCCAGAGAAAUAGAGAAAAUUGAUGUUAGAGCUGAUGCAGAGACCUUGAGGUACAAAUAUGAAAAUAACAUAGUUAUGGAUGUUUCUUCUUCUGACGGGAGCUCUCCUCUACAGUAUCAACUUUAUGGAAAUGGAAAACUCGGGGUUGAUGUGCCUCCUGGAGGAAGUCAAAAUCAGCUUCUUGAAAGACAGAAAGCUCACGUUCAGCAGUUUUUGGCUACGGAAGAUGCACUAAACAAGGCUGCAGAAGCAAGGGAUUUGAGUGAAAAGCUUAUCAAACGUCUGCAAGUAGGAACUGAUGUUUCAUCGCGCCCAAUUGGUAUUGGUAGCACAUCCCAGAAUGUUGGAAGUCUUAGACAACUAGAGCUAGAUGUUUGGGCGAAGGAAAGAGAAGUUGCUGGUUUAAAGGCAAGCCUAAAUACCUUGAUGUCUGAAAUUCAACGCUUGAAUAAAUUGUGUGCUGAGAGGAAAGAAGCUGAAGAUUCUCUGAAGAAAAAAUGGAAAAAGAUUGAAGAGUUUGAUGGUCGUAGAUCAGAACUUGAGACCAUAUACACGGCACUCCUUAAAGCAAAUAUGGAUGCUGCUACAUUUUGGAGUCAGCAACCAUUAACUGCUAGGGAGUAUGCUUCAAGCACUAUAAUUCCAGCAUGUACUGUAGUUGUUGAGGCUUCAAAUAGUGCGAAAGAUCUUAUUGAGAAAGAAGUGUCUACCUUUUAUCGGUGUCCCGAUAAUAGCCUCUAUAUGCUUCCCUCUUCAUCCCAGGCAUUGCUUGAGGCCAUAGGUACUAGUGGAUUACCUGGACAAGAAGCAGUUGCCAAUGCAGAACUAAAUGCUGCUAUUUUAACAGCGAGAGCUGGUGCUCGGGACCCAUCAGCAAUUCCAUCAAUAUGUCGUGUUUCAGCUGCACUUCAGUAUCCUUCUGGCCUGGAGGGUUCAGAUGCUGGUCUAGCAUCGGUACUGGAGUCCCUGGAGUUCUGUUUGAAACUCCGUGGAUCUGAAGCUAGUGUGUUGGAAGAUUUAUUAAAGGCUAUUAAUCUUGUCCAUAUUAGACGAGAUCUUGUUCAAAGUGGUAAUGCCUUGUUGAAUCAUGCCUACUGUGUUCAGCAGGAAUAUGAAAGGACAACAAAUUUUUCUUUAAAUUUGGCUGCAGAACAAGAGAAAGCUGUCAUGGAGAAAUGGUUGCCUGAGCUCAAGGCUUCUGUUUCGAAUGCUCAGCAGAGCUUUGAAGAUUGCAAAUAUGUUAGGGGACUGCUUGAUGAGUGGUGGGAGCAACCUGCAGCCACAGUUGUUGACUGGGUAAAAGUGGAUGGGCAAAAUGUAGCUGCCUGGCAUAAUCAUGUGAAGCAGCUUCUUGCAUUUUAUGAUAAGGAGCUAUUGUGAAUAGAUUUAUAGAGCACCUGCAGUGAAUGAAAAUUUCUGAAGUCAUUUAUCUAUACGUUUCACAUUUUCGCUGUCAACAUUGAAGGCGUUAUAAUCUGCAGCCUCAGAAAUGCUGUGCAGCAGGUACUUCAAGCAGUGAUAGAUGAAGAGUCGAAGACCUUAAGAACAAGAAAGAAACCUGUCCUAACUUGUUGAUUUUUUUACAGAAGUAUAUGUAUUAUAUGUCAUGUUAGAUUUUAGGUAGUGGGUUGGGUUGUUCUUUUGAAUUCUAAGUGAUGAGUGGUAUUGAAUAUUCUGAUUGUAGAGCUUUGUAAUUUGAUUUAAUAUCUGGCAGCUAACUGAAGCUGGAGCCAUUUUCAGCUUCAUUCACUGCACCUUGUUUUGAACUGGUGUACACGUUUAGAGCUAUUCAGAAACAAAACAAAAAAGACUCAAAAUUUGGUGAGGUGAUGCCAGUGUUGCGUGACUCAUUUUUGUUUUAACUUUUAACCCACAAAGCUAGUUGUAGUAAUGACUUGAUGGCAA
Molecule: messenger RNA, 3099 nt
Organism: Lotus japonicus
Lineage: Eukaryota; Viridiplantae; Streptophyta; Magnoliopsida; Fabales; Fabaceae
Product: AUGMIN subunit 5
Exons: 10
Coding region: 241-2574 (777 amino acids)
Biological process (GO): spindle assembly
Cellular component (GO): spindle microtubule; HAUS complex
Source: RefSeq, a predicted model, not a curated record